Messenger RNA from Ostrinia nubilalis (European corn borer), 1364 nucleotides. RefSeq names its product AP-1 complex subunit mu-1-like. Gene Ontology annotation, biological process: intracellular protein transport; vesicle-mediated transport. The record is from RefSeq and is a predicted model, not a curated record. The transcript has 2 exons. Gene Ontology annotation, cellular component: clathrin adaptor complex; clathrin-coated vesicle. NCBI's taxonomy places the organism in Eukaryota, Metazoa, Arthropoda, Insecta, Lepidoptera, Crambidae. Bases 34 to 1299 code for a protein of 421 amino acids. Gene Ontology annotation, molecular function: clathrin-cargo adaptor activity.
UUUACGUCCCAUAAACAGACGAAACCUACAAAAAUGUCUUCAUCUGCAAUAUUUAUUUUGGACGUUAAGGGAAAAGUCCUCAUAUCACGAAACUAUCGUGGUGAUGUGGAUAUGGAGGUCAUCGAUAAAUUCAUGCCGUUAGUUAUGGAAAAAGAAGAUGAAGGCAUGUUGACUCCUCUUCUGCAGACCGAGGAGUGUACCUUUGCCUUCAUCAAGACCAACAACCUGUACAUCGUGUCUGCAACUAAGAAGAAUGCUAACAUCGCUCUUGUUUUUGCAUUUUUGUACAAGCUUGUUGAAGUUUUUUCUGAAUACUUUCAAGAACUUGAAGAGGAGAGCAUUCGAGACAAUUUUGUCGUCAUCUACGAGCUGCUUGAUGAACUGAUAGAUUUUGGCUAUCCGCAGACUACGGACAGUACGAUUCUUCAGGAGUACAUAACGCAAGAAGGUCAUAGACUAGAAAUGCACCGAAAAAUACCUACAGCAGUAACUAACGCAGUGUCGUGGCGAUCUGAGGGUAUACGAUAUAGGAAAAACGAAGUGUUUCUUGAUGUUGUCGAGUCCGUUAAUUUAUUGGCGAAUUCCCAUGGAACCGUACUACGAAGUGAAAUUGUUGGUGCAGUUAAAAUGAAGGUCUAUCUUUCAGGAAUGCCUGAACUGCGCUUGGGCUUAAAUGACAAAGUUUUGUUUGAGAAUAGAAGAAGCCAAGCUAAAUCAGUUGAGAUUGAAGAUGUCAAGUUCCACCAGUGUGUUAAGUUAUCACGCUAUGCAAACGAUCGGACCAUAUCCUUUAUUCCGCCUGAUGGUGAUUUUGAAUUAAUGUCUUAUAGAAUAAACACGCAAGUUAAACCUCUGAUUUGGAUUGAAUCUAUGAUUGAGCGACAUGCUCACUCCAGGGUUGAGUAUAUGAUUAGAGCAAAGUCACAGUUCAAAAGACGCUCAACAGCUAAUAAUGUAGAGAUUAUUAUUCCCGUACCAGCUGAUGCUGAUUCUCCAAGGUUCAAAACUACCACUGGCAGAGUGAAAUAUACCCCGGAAAACAAUGCUAUUACUUGGUAUAUCAAGGCAUUUCCUGGUGGCAAGGAGUUCUUAAUGAGAGCUCAUUUUGGUUUGCCCUCAAUACAAGGGGAAGAAUUGGAUGGGAGGCCACCCAUACAAGUUAAAUUUGAAAUUCCCUACUUUACAACAUCUGGCAUGCAAGUCAGGUACCUUAAAAUUAUUGAGAAGAGUGGAUAUUUAGCUCUACCGUGGGUGCGGUAUAUCACUCAGAAUGGAGACUAUCAAUUGAGGACAAAUUAACUUGCUUUCUUGUUGUGCAGUUUACAUUAUCGUUAUUUUAUACUGAAAUUAAAACAUGCAAUUAA